Messenger RNA from Myxocyprinus asiaticus (Chinese sucker), 8513 nucleotides. RefSeq names its product hemicentin-2-like. Lineage: Eukaryota; Metazoa; Chordata; Actinopteri; Cypriniformes; Catostomidae. The record is from RefSeq and is a predicted model, not a curated record. Gene Ontology annotation, molecular function: calcium ion binding; cell-cell adhesion mediator activity. Gene Ontology annotation, biological process: dendrite self-avoidance; homophilic cell-cell adhesion; axon guidance. Gene Ontology annotation, cellular component: axon; plasma membrane.
AUGAAGGUCCACCUUCUCUCAUCCAACCAUGAGAAUGCCCAUGAGACCCAGUGGGAGUUGCCCUUUGACCCCAGCUUGAAAGAGGUCACUGUGUCUUUGAGUGGUUCAGCACCACAAACUGAGCUCGGGGGCCCUCUAGAGCCCCUUCCUGUUCUUCGCCCCCCUGUCAAUGUUACAACAUCCCCAGGUACAGUGGCAGUGCUGUCAUGUCAGGUUCAAGGCUCUGCGCAGCACAAUCUGACCUGGUACCAUUCGGGCUCUGUUUUAUCAUCUUGCUCGGGGAGGGUGAAAAUACUAGCCAACUUGUCUCUAGAAAUCAGCUGGGUUCGCACUCAGGAUGCUGGACCCUACCAGUGCCGAGCCUCUAAUGCCCAUGGAGAGAGUCAGUCUGUCAUAUGGCUGGUGGUCUUAGGGGAUCUGGAUCUGGGCACAACACCAUUUUUAGAGCAGGAUGUCCAUCGUGGAACACUGCAGAUCUGUGGGGUUCAGGAACUGGAUGCUGAAGAUUAUACCUGUGUGGCCACAGAUAUUGCUGGCUCGGCCUCUGCUGUGGUCAUGCUACAGGUGGGAGCUGCUCCAGCAUUCUCAGAGUCCCCAGAAGACAUAUUGGCCAGCAUGGAUGAUAACAUUACUCUGCCGUGCAUCGCCCAUGGUUUCCCCACAGCAUCUCUGACAUGGAGAUGCCAGGACGGACGACGUCCCAUUUUUGGCAAGUCGUCUGGCCACGUAGGCACUUUACAACUGCCCUCUGGUGCCCUACAGAUCCAGAGUGUUUGGGUCAAUGAUGAGGGUGUGUAUGUAUGUGAGGCCAAAAACCAGUUUGGAUCCAAUAAGGCACUCGCCAGAGUCACUGUUACUGUCUUAGAACCACCAUUUUUAGCUAAAGGUGCACCAGCUGUCACAACCACAGUUGGUCAACCUUUGAACAUUCCCUGGAUGUUACUAGUUGGAAUUCCACUCCCUGAGAGAGUCUGGAUGCACAAUGGAAAACAAGUGCGUAUGGGUGGGAGAGUCUUUCUAAGGAGUGACGGCAGUCUACAUGUGGAUAGAGCUGUACCAGAAGAUGCUGGGAUAUAUGUUUGCACCACAAUGAAUGUAGCAGGAUCUGCCAAUAUUACAGUCCAAGUGGAAAUUCAUGUCCCUCCUAAUAUCAAGGCUGGUCUGCUGCACUACAUAGCCAACGAGGGCACACCCAUCUCCAUGUCCUGUGAAGUAAAUGGGGUGCCCACACCCACAAUCAUCUGGUCCAAGGGUCGAGAUCCCUCAACCAGGACAGUCUGCAAGAGGUGCUGACAAGCUGACAGAAGUCUACACAUCCCCAGUCCCACGCUGGAGGAUGCGGAGGUCUAUGUCUGUACCGCCACCACCGCAGUGGGCUACAAUAGUAGAGAGAUGCAUCUCAGUGUUAACACCAAACCAAGAAUUGUUGGUGUUGAUGGGACACAAACAAUGGUUAAAAUAGCAGCUGUGGUUGGAUCUGAUGUCAUCCUUCCAUGUGACGUUCAUGGAAGUCCUUCACCGCUGGUGACUUGGAACAGAAAUGCGCAGCCCAUCCCUCCUGUCACAGCCUGGGCCAAAUACGCUUUCCUAAAAAAAGAGGGCCCCACUGGGAGAGGAAACCUAAUUAGAGACCAGACCACUGCAGGCAGAGAGCAGGAGGCUAAGAGUGAGAUAUCACCCACUAUUUUGGACACUGGCCAUCCUUCAGAGGUCAGCUCACCUGCAGGGGAGGAGUUAACUCUUGAAUGUUGGGUGAUGGGUACACCCACACCCAAAGUGAGCUGGCUAAAGAGCGAAAUGACUCUAGAGAAUGGCAUCACAGAGCAUACAGAUAUCUCUCCAGAUGGGAGCACUCUAACACUUGUAAAUAUAAGGCCAGAGGACUCUGGAAUAUACACCUGUCUGGCUGUCAGCUCAGCUGGCCAAGAGAGCAAGAUCUAUACCUUGUUUGUUUUGGUUCCUCCCUCCAUCAGUGGGGAGACCAGCAUCCCCCGUGAGGUGCACACCACUCAGAACAGUGUGGUUACAUUUGAGUGCAAAUCCACUGGAAACCCCCAGCCUCAAAUCAGCUGGCUGAGGGAUGGACAUCCUUUGCUCCUGUCACCCCGCCUCCGCCUGCUUUUUGCAGAUUCUGUUCUUAGGAUCUCACAAGUGCAGCUGUCUGAUUCUGGGAACUGCACUUAUGUGGCGCGUAGCCAAGCUGGACUAGCCGAACUCAACUUUGACCUCCAAGUGCAAGCUCCCCCUGCUGUGGAGCACACAGAGCCAACAGAGCAGGUGACUGUGGUCCAGGGCUCUUCAGUGACACUCACUUGUGAAGCCCGCGGUGUGCCUCCUCCCAUUCUUUCUUGGCUGAAAGAUGAUCAGCCGCUCUCACUGCACCGAAAUCUGCUCCUGGAUGGACAGGAAACCUGUUUCCUGCUCUCUGAUGUGGGUCACAGUGAUGGAGGUCUCUACAGCUGUGUGGCAAGCAACCAAGCAGGAAGCAGUACCAAGACCUUCAACCUCACCAUCCUAGGAAUUUCAUCCCCCAAGAUCUCAGGAUCUUCAUCCCCUGAGGAGCUUUUUGUUGCUGUGGACAGUGUCCUUGAGUUAGAGUGCAUUGCUACAGGUCUUCCCCCUCACUGGCUAAAUAAUGGGCGCCCCCUACAGGAAAGCACGGCAGUAUUACAGAGAGAUGGACAGCUUCUCAGGAUCAGUGAAGUUCAGGUGGAGGAUGCAGGUCUGUAUACCUGUCUUGCCAGUAGUCCAGCAGGAGAAGAUGGUAGAAACCACAGGGUGCGCGUUCAAGUUCCACCCACUUUGCUUGGCUCUAGUGACAUCAGAACUGUGUCAGUGCCAGCCAAAAGUCACUUGACACUGGAGUGUCAAACUGACAGUGACACUCCACCAGAGAUUGAGUGGUACAAGGAUGAUGUCAAAAUACAGCUGGGAGGGUGAAUUCAGACCAUUGCUGGUGGACAGUUUCUGGAAAUUGAAGAUGUCAGGACCCACGAUAGUGGACAGUACAGUUGCGUGGUCACCAACAUUGCUGGUAGCACCAGCCUAUUCUGCAUAGUAGAUAUUCUUUUGCCGCCAUUUAUCAGAGAGGGCAGCCCACUGAUCAUAGUGCAUGUUAAUCAGGAUGCAGUGUUGCCAUGUGAAGUGGAGAGAGGGCCAUCCUCAUCUGUCUUAUGGAGGAAAGAUGGAGGCCCAGUCCCACUUCACAAUAGAUUCACUUUGCUGUCAGAGGGCUCUUUGUGCAUUGAGGCAGUGCAGCUGUCUGAUCCUGGAUGUUACUUCUGCAUUGUAUCUAACCAAGCAGGAUCAGACCAUCGCGGCAUGGACCUGAGUCUACGGUACUUGGGACCCUCAAUCAGCCCUGGCCCCUUUAAUGUAACAGUGGCUACAGGUCAUAGGGCAGUGCUUAGUUGUGAGACCACAGGCAUACCCGCUCCUCAGGUGAGCUGGAAGAGGAACGGCACACCCCUCCAUGUGGAUCUUCACUCUGGUGCUUACAGGUUAAUGUCUUCUGGCUCUUUGGUCAUCACCUCCCCAUCUGAUGAAGAUGAGGUUUACUUUGAGUGCACUGUGACCAAUGAAGUUGGAGAAGAGCAAAGGGUCAUCGGGGUGAUUCUGCAAGGUCAUAGACUGACAGAGCUCUCCAAUGGAGCUUUGAAGUUCUCACGGGUCACUCUUGGAGAUGCUGGAACUUACCAGUGCCUGGCACAGAAUGAAGCAGGCACAGCUAUGGGACAGACUCACCUAGUUUUGCAAGUUCCUCCAGUGCUCUCUGUGCCGCAUCUGGAGUACACAGCAAUUCUUGGCCAGCCAGUCAGCCUGGAGCGCACUGCAGAUGGCCAUCCAAAGCCAGACGUGACCUGGCACAGGGAGUGUAGGCCUGUGGUGGAGGGUACACAUCUGAGACUGUUCUCCAACGGCACCCUGCACAUUACCGCCACUCAAGGGAGCGAUGCAGGAAUCUAUACCUGCUCAGCCUGAAACAAUGUUGGAAGAGCCAGCCAAGAUGUUAGACUGGUUCUGCAAAUCCCACCCCAGAUUUCUAUUGGUCAGUCAGAGAUAACUGUCAUCCAGGGAUUUCAAGCCCUGUUGCCAUGUGCACCUCAGGGGCUUCUAGAGCCCAGAGUGAGCUGGGAGAAACAGGGAAUCCCUGUGCUAAACCUGCCAAGCAAAUUCACUCUACUGAGGUCAGGAGAACUGAUUAUCAAAAGGGCAGAGGCUGGCGAUGCAGGUCUAUUUACCUGUGUAGCAACCAACACUGCUGGAACAACUCGACAGAACAUUUGCCUCUCAGUCAACAUGAGACCUGCUUUUAAAGAGUUACCUGGUGAUGUGACUGUGAAUAAAGGUCUUAGUCUCACGCUUUCCUGCCAUGCUCAGCGUACUCCAACCCCCACAAUAACCUGGACAGCCAACAACCUGCCAUAUAUAGGUCCAAGUGUUGAUGGAUCUGGUAGAAGCUCAGUGAUUACUGAGAAUGUCACUGUAAGUGAUGGUGGCACCUAUGUCUGCAUUGCAGAGAACACUGUUGGCUCCAUACAAGCUCUCUCAUUUGUACGUGUCAGAGAACCUCCGGUGUUGAGAGGGUAAGCACACACGACUCAGACUGUAGUGCAGGGCAAAGCAGCCAUGUCGGACUGUGCUGUUAGCGGGGACCCAGUCCCUUCCCUAUGCUGGCACAAAGAUGGCCAGCCCUUUCUUGGCUCCCUGCAGUUUCAUCCUCUUCACAAUGUCUCCCUUGCUCUCUACAGUGCCGCGAAUAGAGACUCAGGAGAGUACAGAUGUGUUGCAGAAAGUGAGGCAAGUGUUGCAGAAAGAACAAUAUUUCUAAAAGUGCAGGAUAAAUUAUUAUACAUCCCAGGGGGCUACUCAAACUGGGAAGCAUGGGGCACAUGUAGUGCCACCUGCGGGCAAGGUAUCCAGGAACGAAUCAGAUUUUGUAACAACCCAUCACCAACCAAUGGGGGCCCAACGUGUGAGGGUCCAAAUGUCAAUUCCAGGAAAUGUCAGGCCUCACUUUGUCCAGGUGAGUUUCCACAGCGUGAAUGAGGCAGACUGAUAGGUAUGAUUAAUGAGAAGGACUUUGGAAGUGGCUUUUUGGAAGCCAAAAUUACAGAGAAUAAAGUGGAUGGCACCAGCACACUGGAGGCCCAUGUGGACAACAUUCCACCAAAUGUCAGUCCUUUGUUGUGAGUGCUUGUGUCUGUACUUGCCCCAAUUUACUGGAUGACACAGAAUGGCUUCUCCCUCAUACAUGGGCAGUUCAGACAGGAAUCUCAACUGGAGUUUGAGACAGGAGAGAUUUUAAAGCUGACUCAUGUGGCUAGAGGUCUGGAUGCGGAGGGCACUAUGCUGGUGGACAUUGUUAUCAGUGGCUUUGUUCCUCCCAGGGUUUUGUCGUCUACUCUCAAUUUAAAGGAGUUUGAUGAGUCAUAUGUGUAGACAGGCUCCAGGCAGCUUUACUCCUGGUCCUCACAGAAAGACUUGUGGGAUGGGGCACCUAUGGCAUUGCGCUGCAAUCAUUCUGUGGUGUUUGAGGGGCCAGAGAGCCAUCAAGGGCCCCUGCUGCAACUCCUCAGACUGACAGGAAUAACCAGCACCUACAGCCUUUUUACUCUCAGCCAAGAAUUUAGGAUGACUGCAAGUUUACUCAUACCAGAAGGGGAUGGUCGUCCAACCGUGGGGAGUGUCUGUGAGUGGGUGGAGAGCAAGUUUUUGCAUCCACCCCAUGCCCCCACUCUAGAACUGACCCUGGUUGAGUAUAUUGAUGAGUGCACCCAAGGUUCCCAUUUGUGUCAUCCCAACCAUCUUUGCAAAAACACUGUGGGGAUGUAUCGUUGUCAAGCCAAGUGUAGCCCAGGAUUCAAACCCAACGUGGUGGGCACCAGCUGUGAAGAUGUGGAUGAGUGUCAAGAAUCAGCAAUCUCUCCAUGUAAGCAGCAGUGUUUCAAUACUCUGGGCUCCUACCACUGCACCUGCCAACCAGGAUACCAGCUGGUGGGGCAUCACUGCCUAGAUGUCAAUGAAUGUUUGAGGAAUGUCUAUCCAGCACAUCAGCAAUGCAGAAACACAGAUGGAGGGUGUCAGUGUUUUGACAGCUGCCCACCGGGUAUGACCACAGCAGAAAAUGGGAUGUGUGUAGGCAUUGUCCAAGACCACACAUCCUUCACCGUCUUGGAGCAAGGAGGAGACACUGGAGAAAGACCGUUUGGGAUUAAGGACGAAGCAGGAUUAAGGACGAAGCACUGCAGUGCCGUUAGAUCAGCCUGGCCUGGUGCGACUUCGGGUACAAGCCACUACGCUGUCAGACCAGGGGCGCAUAACCUACCAGAGUGUCUUUAUAAUCUACAUCUCCAUCUCCAAAUACCCCUACUGAGUAUUCAAGACUGCAAAGGGGCCACAAAAGUCAGAGAACAGCCCUGGAUGUACUGUUGCUUUUCGGGCCAUAGGAGAAGCACUAGUAAAUUAACUUAAUUUGCCAUCUUUAUGUGCCCUCUUUAGAGUUUUGUCUGAAGCACAGAAAACACUAACUAUGACUGUUAACCAAGACAGAGUGCAAAAUCAACAUGUGUUUGGACAAAUAUUUGAAGCCAAGACCUAUCAAGGGCAUAUUGUAUCAUGUCUAUAUCAUAAAGUCUUUGGAUUACAAUACUGUCACUUACUUUUUCAGAAUGUUGGUUUUUUGAAUUAUCAUUAAGGUAAUAAAUACUCUGCACCUUUUAAAAUUUUUAUUAUUUGAAAGUAUUGUAGUAUUUUCAAAAUCAAAAUCUUAAGGCUUGCUUGGGCUCUUUCUCUCUCUCUCUCUCUCUCUCUCUCUCUCUCUGUAGUGUACCUUUUUUUUUUUUUUUUUUUUUUUGCAGUUUGGCAAUUAUAGAAAUGAUCAGGAUCCACCCAGUAUUAAAUCUUUUGGAAAUAAAAUGAACCCUAAGUAUUGAGGAAAGAAAAAAAAAAAAAAACUCAAAACAGAUUGUUCAUAAUAUGGGGCCAAAUUACUUUUCCUUCACUGACAUUUUGAUAGGCUUCAAUUUUACUUUCAGCAUGAGUUGAUCAUGAGCAAAGUUGUCUUUAAUUUAAAAUUGAUGAAUGUUUACUUUUUCCAUGUCAUAUUGAUGUAUUCAUGUAAAUUAAUGAAUGUAGGGUACAAAGGGGCUAAAGGCACCUCUUAAGGAAAUAUUGCUUUUUUUUCUUUUUUUUUUGGUCACAAAAUGUAUCAAUGUCGAAGAAAAUGAUUUAUUUUUAUUGCAUAUUGAUGGAGCAACAUAAUUUGUAUGAAAAGAUAACGUACUUUUUUUUUUAUUAUUAAAAUUCAAUUUUUUUUAAAAGAUGGUGAGGGAGGGGGUUUAAAGUGAUAUCGUGCAGAUAUAGGGACAAUAGUUUGUCAACUAAUACAAAUUAUUUUCAGACAGCAAGAUGCUUUUUUGAGUAACAAAUUAAGAUGAUGCUUCCUCAAAAUUACAACAAAACAAAUAAACAAUUUCCUGUUAAUUUCAAACACAUUUUGCAUUUUAUUAUAAAAUUGUUUAAUGGGGGCUUUGGCCCUUGCAACAGGGGGGACAUUUUACCCCAAAUACUAUCCUUUCACUUAUUGGACAGUUAUUGAAAAAUUUUUGAUUUAACAACCUUAAACAAAACUGAAAAAAGAUAAAUAAGUAUUUUAUCUCAAAAGAAAUGUUAAUUUGAGGGAUUUUCAUUAGCUACAUACAUUUGCAACAUUUAAAAAAAUAUAAAACAUUACAUUAAAUAGCCUCAAAACCAAACUUUAGACAUUACACACAAAGAUCUCAUGGAUCAGGAAUAUUUUGUAGUCCAUAGUGACAAACAGGAGUUUAGGAAAGUGCUGUGAUAGUUUUUGUUGCUAUUUAGCGUUUUGGGGAAAAUAAAAUCAAUGGAGCGUUUACCUCACGGAGCCUUUAGCACCGUUGUACCCUACUCUCAGGUGCUUGUGUAUGUGCGUGCAUGCGUGUUAGUGAACCACUGCAAGCAUGUUUUUGCAAUGCUUAUCAACAAAAGGUUGUGCUUUGACUGCUUAUGACUCCUUGAAAAUGAAAUGUAUAGUAUUAAAAUGUAAUUUAAAAAAAUCUUAUAUUUAAGUUUAGCACACAGCUUUUGCUUUGCACUUUGAAGGGAUGCUUCUGACAAAAAUAAAAAUUCUGUCAUUGAUUAAUCGCCCACUUGUUGCUCCAAACCUGUACGACUUUGAACACAAAAGAUGUUAGGCAGAAUGUUAGCCUCAGUCACCAUUCACAUUCACUGAAUGACAAAAAGAUGCAAUUAAUUUUAUUGGUGACUGAGGCUAACAGAAAAAAGUCAUUAGGGUGUAUUAAUGAUGAAAGAAUUUUCAGAAACUACAUGCUACACUGCUGAAAAUGGAAAGAGGGAAUGAGGAUGUGAUACAACUCAAUAGAACUGCUGUAGUGCGGUUAGUUAACAGUUUCCUGUGUAGAGGAGACAUUAUUGUUUGCACUUAUUUCCUGUUCUGUAUUUCUGUGUAAAUAGCUCAGUUAAUUCUGAUA